GUUACCUUUUUUAUUUCAAGCUUCUUAGUGUUCUUGACAUGAAAAUGAAUGGUGUUGAGGCUGAAAAAAAACAAUAUAAUGAGAGUGAGAAAAUAAUAGGGUAUUAUGAUGAUGAUGUGAAUGAGAAAAUAGAUUAUGUGUUUAAGGUUGUGGUGAUUGGAGAUUCAUCAGUGGGAAAGACUCAAAUGCUCUCAAGAUUUGCAAAGAAUGAGUUUUGCUUUGACUCUAAGUCAACCAUUGGUGUUGAAUUCCAAACUAGGACUCUCACCAUUAAUGGCAAAGUCAUCAAGGCUCAGAUCUGGGAUACUGCUGGCCAAGAAAGGUACAGGGCAGUGACAAGUGCAUAUUACAGAGGAGCAUUAGGGGCAAUGUUGGUAUAUGACAUAACAAAGAGAGACUCAUUUGAUCAUGUUACAAGGUGGAUUGAAGAACUAAGAUCACAUGCAGAUAGCUCCAUUGUGAUCAUGUUAAUUGGUAACAAAUGUGACCUUGUUGACCUAAGAAUGGUGUCAACUGAAGAUGCAAUUGAAUUUGCUGAAGAACAAGGCCUUUUCUUCUCUGAGACUUCAGCACUCAAUGGUAACAAUGUGGAAAGUGCUUUUCUUAAAUUGCUUCAAGAGAUUCAUAAUAGGGUUGUUUCUAAGAAGAAAAGUUUGGAAUGUGGUAGUGGUGAUGAUGACAUUAUUGGUAAUGGUGGUAAUAAUAGUAGCAACACACUUAAAGGAUCUAAGAUUGAUGUAAUUUUAGGUCAUGAAUUGGAAAUUAGUGAGAUGAAGAAGUUGUCUUCAUGCUCAUGUUAAUCUUGGAAAAGGUUAAUGUUGAAAGGAAAAAAAAUAUA
This is a messenger RNA of Arachis stenosperma, 838 nucleotides long. Its product is annotated as ras-related protein RABA3-like. The record is from RefSeq and is a predicted model, not a curated record. Gene Ontology annotation, cellular component: endosome. Lineage: Eukaryota; Viridiplantae; Streptophyta; Magnoliopsida; Fabales; Fabaceae. Bases 39 to 800 code for a protein of 253 amino acids. Gene Ontology annotation, molecular function: GTPase activity; GTP binding. The transcript has 2 exons.